UGUAGUAUAUUUAUAGUAAUAAAAUGGCUUGUGACGACUAUGACGAUCUUGUCGAGCUCGGCAUCGAAGAUGAAUUAAGUUCAGGAUUUUCAAAAGCUUCCGAUUAUGUGCAAAAGAAUGCCUCUAGCAUGAGUAGCGAAGUUCUCUUGAAACUCUAUGCUUACUACAAACAAGCGACUGAAGGAAAAUGCAACACUCCCAAACCCAGCUGGUAUGAUUUAAGGGCCAAGUCUAAAUGGGAGGCUUGGAAUAAUUUAAGAGAAUUACCUCAAAACGAAGCCAAACAAUUGUAUAUUAAUAUAAUUCGCGAGUUGGACUCCAGCGUCUUGACUGAUGUGUCCAGUAGUAAGGAAGGAUGGGUAACUGUGUCCACAUUGCAACAAAACAACGAAGAAAAAGUCGAAUCCGAUUAUGAAUUUCUUGAUUACAUAAAGGAUGGCAAUUAUGCGAAGGUCGCGGAUUUGCUUAAAAACAAUGCAAUAAAAUCGGAGAUCAACGCGCUGGAUGGUGAAGGUUUGGCUGCAAUACAUUGGGCAUCCGAUCGAGGUUCAUACGAAACUAUUAAGAUGUUACUAGCUAAUGGCGCCAAAGUGAAUCUUCAAGAUGCCGAUGGACAAACCGCGUUGCAUUAUGCUGCCAGUUGUGGGCACAGUGAGUGUGUUAAAGUUUUGCUAUCUGAAGGUGCUGAUCCAAAAUUGAAGGACUCCGAUGGGUCCGACUGUUUUGGUGUCGCUUGUGAUGAGACUGUAACUAGUUUAUUGCGGAUGUAGAAAGUGGAAUACAUAUUGUUAUCUUAAUAUCAUGUCACUGUCAUUUUAAAUGUAAUAAUUAUCUUAUACAUACUUUUCUUCUUUUAUUAUUAUUAAAAUGAAAACACUGUAAAAAA
Messenger RNA from Nicrophorus vespilloides, 886 nucleotides. RefSeq names its product acyl-CoA-binding domain-containing protein 6 (gene anox). Bases 24 to 770 code for a protein of 248 amino acids. NCBI's taxonomy places the organism in Eukaryota, Metazoa, Arthropoda, Insecta, Coleoptera, Silphidae. Gene Ontology annotation, molecular function: protein binding; fatty-acyl-CoA binding. The transcript has a single exon. The record is from RefSeq and is a predicted model, not a curated record.